Messenger RNA from Ylistrum balloti, 2469 nucleotides. RefSeq names its product gelsolin-like protein 2. Lineage: Eukaryota; Metazoa; Mollusca; Bivalvia; Pectinida; Pectinidae. The record is from RefSeq and is a predicted model, not a curated record. Bases 1 to 1137 code for a protein of 378 amino acids. The transcript is spliced from 12 exons. Gene Ontology annotation, molecular function: actin filament binding.
AUGUUUUUGUAUGUUUCAGGUUUAAGGAAAGCAAAGAAAUAUGACUGGAAGGAUUCCAAUAUGGCCCUGUUUGGAUCAGACACAGACAGAAAAGUCAAAAAGGAGUCAGCCAUGGAAGAGCCCGCAUGGCAGGGUGCUGGACAGGCACCUGGGAUCAAAAUCUGGCGGAUUGUGAAAUUCAAGGUGACUGACUGGCCAAAGGAAGAUUAUGGCAGAUUCUACAAUGGAGAUUCCUAUAUCAUUCUCAAUACUUACGUAGAGGAAGGAGGGGACGAACUGUUACAUGAUGUUCACUUCUGGAUUGGAAAGAAUAGCACACAGGAUGAAUAUGGGACAGCAGCCUACAAAACUGUGGAGCUGGAUACCUUCCUUGAUGAUAAACCAGUCCAGCAUCGUGAGACUGAAGGACAUGAGAGUGACAUGUUCAAGAGUUAUUUUGAAACCAUUACGACAAUGAAGGGAGGAGCAGACACUGGAUUCCGUCGUGUACAACCAGAGGAAUAUAAAGCACGUCUGCUUAAAUUCUGUGGCACCGGGAAAAAUAUUAAAGUCACUGAGGUACCAACAGCCUGGUCGAGCUUGAACUCUGACGAUGUGUUUAUCUUUGAUCUUGGUCGUGAAUUAUACCAAGUGAAUGGCCAGAACGCCACCAAGGACGAGCGCUUCAAGGCUUUACAAUACCUACAGAAACUUAAAGCCGAUAACAAGGGCAAGAGUGAAGUGUUGGAUUUGGAGGAGGAUGAGAACAAUAAGGGUUCAUUUAAAAAGUGUCAGGAAUUGAGCGCCUUGAAGGAUGACCGUGAUGAUGAUGAUGAUGAAGAUGAUGAUGAAGUGGACGAAAGUGGAUCUGAGAGAUCGCUUUUCAGAAUCAGUGACGAAUCGGGUCACCUUGAGUUCACCCAGAUUGCUUCAGGAAAGCUCGAGAAAUCCAUGUUGAAUUCCAAGGAUGUGUUUCUGGUGGACAAUGUGACUCAUCUGUUUAUCUGGACUGGAAAGGAAGCGUCCAUAGAUGAGAGGAGAAAUGCCUUUGCUUAUGCUCAUAAACACUUGCAGGGCUCCAAACACCCAUUUAUUCCUGUGACAUGUUUGACAGAAACAAGCAAACCUGUCAAGGAAUUUGAAGACGCCUUCAAUUAGAUAUGCAGGAACGUGUAAGCUCCUUGUUGAACAAGUCAGCUGCACAGUGGUACUCCUACACAUUCAGUAGUGCUGAAACUCUAGCCUUCAAUCUCAUUUAGUAAUGUUACAUGCUUCAGAUACAAAAAGAAAGGAAGGAAUAUAUACAAUCUGAAACUUCAAUUAAAAAGUUAUAAAAGAUAAGAUGUAGGUUUUGAGGUAUAAUUUAAACUGUUACAAAGCAUGGACAUUUUUAGUUCUGGUGAUUGUAGGUGUGUUUGUCAGUUGAACUAACCAUUGUUAUACUAAGUUAAUGUCUUGUUGGUGCAGUAAUUAACACAAGGUUUGGUAACAUAUGGGAAUAUUAUACUACAGCAAAAUAUUUAUCUUUUAUUUUUUAUCUUCAUUGACGCUUUGCCCUCUACACUUCAAUUAAUAAUUUCCUAUGUAACAGUUUAGAAAUGUGUAAACCGUCUCCCACCAAAAGCUAUUUUCCCCCAGAAUAUUUCCUUUAUUAACUAUCAGACAAUACUAUGGUUACUUGCACCAUUUUUGAUAUGUUAUAUUUGUGGACCAAAUUUUGUUAUCUUUUUUAUCAUACAUGGAGUCACUAAUUCUCCAUUAUUCCUUAUCUAUCUUUGUUCAUGAAGACGGUAACUGUGUUGCUAUUCAAACUGAUACAGGCAGAUGAAAUGUACUUUGGUUUUCAAUUCAAACUGACUUACAAAAGAAUUGUCCAGUCUAUUGACAUGUGUAAAAUCUGAGUUACAUCUAAGCCAGUAAGAUGAUCCAGAUUAUAGUAUUGAGACUAGUAUCUAUGAUAUGAAGUUUGUAUUUGGAAUAGUCUGAACAGAAUCGGCACAUAAAAUAAAGAACACGGUGUGAGUGAAACACUGUGCUAUAUUUUGGCCGUCACUUUGAGAACGUACAUUAAAGGAAUACAUCCGACACCUAAACUGUUAAUCAUUAGCCUGUGUUAUGCUUAUGUGUUUGUUCUUUUUUGAGGUUAUUUUAUUUUUGGCAGAUGCAGUAUGUAUAAACAUAUCAUGUACACAAGCUUUUUUAUACUUCUUGUUUCACUUUAUAUCUCCGUUAUAACACACCAUUUUGAACAUUGAAAGUAUUACCAAAUUGAGAUUGAGUUUUGAUUCUUAUAACGUUUUUCUAUGGACUGGUUUAUUCUGUUUAGAAUUUAAUGCAUAUAUUUUCAAAGCAAUCACUUGGUUGAGUCCCAUUCAGCUCCAUGUAGACCUGCCACAAUUAGCCAGGCCUGUGUAUAUUUACUUGUAUUUCUGAUAUAUACAUAAAUCUAAUUUACUUACCUAGCAAUAAACAGUGCCUUUAUACGCCAUA